AUGGGCGGCGCGGCGGCAGCGGGACGCGCAGGGGCGCUGGUGCUGGUGCUCCUCUGCCUGGGCGCGGAGCUGGCGAGCGCGGGUGGAAAGAAGUCCUACAGUGGGCCUUGUGGAGGCCGGGAUUGCAGUGCUGGAUGCAAAUGUCUUCCAGAGAAGGGGGCACGGGGUAGACCAGGACCAAUUGGAACUCAAGGACCAAUUGGUGCCCCUGGACUUACUGGACCAGAAGGUUUACCAGGAGCGAAGGGUGAAAGAGGAGCAGUGGGCUCCCCUGGACCAGCUGGUCAGAAAGGCGAAAAGGGCCCAAUGGGAGUUCCUGGGUUUCAAGGCAUCAACGGAAUUCCGGGUCACCCUGGCCAGCCUGGCCACAGAGGUCUGCCUGGCGUCGACGGCUGCAAUGGCACCAUCGGGAGUCCUGGCCUUUCUGGAUCAGAUGGUUUUCCUGGUGUACCUGGGCCACUUGGUCGUCCAGGUCCUAAAGGUCUUAAAGGAGAACCAAUUUUUGCCCAAAGCAGCCUUAAAGGAAUGAAGGGAGAAAAUGGUCUUCCUGGGUUGGAUGGAAUUUCUGGACCGAAAGGUCUUCCCGGUCCUGUCGGUUCUAUAGGCCCUAUAGGUUUGCCAGGUUUGCAGGGUCCUAUGGGUCCCCCUGGGCCACCAGGUCCAAAAGGUAACAUGGGAUUAGGCUUUCAAGGAGAGAAAGGAGAAAAGGGUGAUGUAGGACUACCUGGCCCUCCAGGUCCUCCACCAUCCACUGGAAUACUGGAAUUCAUGGGUUUCCCAAAAGGGAAGCAAGGGGAAAAGGGUGAGCCAGGCCCUCAAGGCUUCCCUGGAGAAGAAGGAUUGCCUGGCCUGCCGGGCUUUGGAGGUGUUGGAGAAAAAGGAGAAAAGGGUGUUCCUGGCUUGCCAGGUGGCAGGGGUUUGCUGGGACUGGAUGGAUCUGGUGGGAUUCCAGGGAGAAAGGGGCAUCCAGGUGUUCCAGGCUACCCUGGACAUGAUGGAGUAGAAGGCAUGAAGGGUGAAUUAGGUGACAUUGGUCCUCCAGGUCCUCCUAUUGUUAUUGACAGGGAAGGUGUAGUCAUUUCAGGUGCUCCAGGUGACCCUGGCGCUCCAGGAAUUCCUGGCCCUCCAGGAGAUGAAGGAAUCAGUGGUUUACCAGGCCUUCCAGGAGCUCCAGGUUUUCCAGGCCUGGAACAAGAUGCAGUGGGCCCUGGAGGAUCUCCAGGUAUUCCAGGCGUUAAGGGUGAAAUAGGAGAUCCUGGAAGAGCAACGAUUGGUUUACCAGGCAGUCCUGGCAGAGCUGGCUUACCAGGCCUGCCAGGAGCACCAGGAUUGCCUGGUCCAUCAC
Molecule: messenger RNA, 1345 nt
Organism: Tinamus guttatus (white-throated tinamou)
Lineage: Eukaryota; Metazoa; Chordata; Aves; Tinamiformes; Tinamidae
Source: RefSeq, a predicted model, not a curated record